AUGUCACACGGAGGAUUCAAAGUAACAGAGCUCACUGCUGAUAAGCUCGAUAGAGUGCAUCGUAAUCCUACGUUUGGAAAGAUUACAGAGGAUGAUGUCAAGUAUUUCAAGAGCAUCCUGCCUCCCACAUCCGUGCUAGAAAAGAACACUUGUCCUGAAGACCUCUACCUGAAAUACACUACAGAUUGGUAUAACGUCUUUCGUGCCAAUCCUGCCGUCAUUUUGCUACCUGAAACCACCCUACAAGUAGCUCAAAUUCUCAAACACUGCAAUGAACGACGUUUAGCCGUUGUACCACAGUCUGGUAAUACAAGUGCGGCUGGUGGCUCUGUUCCUGUGUUUGAUGAAAUCAUUGUGAGCACACACAAGUUGAACAAGAUUCGCAGCUUUGAUCCGUUGCGUGGUGAUCUCGUGUGCGAGGCUGGAUGUGUCUUGCAAGACCUGGAUAACUACCUGGUGGAAAGAGGAUAUCAGAUUCCUCUGGAUUUGCCUGCUCGUCAUAUGUGUCGCAUUGGAGGCAACAUUGCUACCAAUGCAGGCGGUAUCCGUCAAAUGCGAUUUGGCAAUUUGCAUGGCAGCGUCAUGGGCUUGGAAGUCGUUUUACCUGAUGGCACCAUUUUGGACAAUCUGAGCACAUUGAAAAAGGACAAUACCGGCUAUCAUCUCAAGAACUUGUUCAUUGGCUCUGAAGGUACGUUGGGUCUGGUGACAGGCAUCUCUAUCACCACUGCUCGUAUCCGACACGGUGUCAAUGUGUUUCUACUGGGAUUUGAGAAGUUUGAAGACGUUGUUCAAACCUACGCAUUGGCCAAAAAGGAAUUGCCCGAAACAUUGUCUGCAUUUGAGGUAUUCGACAACGAUUCUGUCAAUGUCGUCCGCCAGCAAAACUAUCAAGAACCUGCUGGCACGCCGUUCCCUAUCCAAGAUAACCACCAUGUCUACGUUGUGAUUGAAACUGCUGGAAAAGAAGCUCGAUUCGAGGAUCAGAAGGCGGACGAUUUUUUGGCUUUGUUGUAUGAACAAAAGCUGAUCAAAGACGGUGCUGUCGCUCGAACUGCAGCUGAUAGAGCUAGAUUCUGGUCAUGGCGAACCAAGUUGCCUAGGGCUAUUGUUCAGACCGGUCCAUCCUCCAUUCACUUUGACAUCUCCCUACCCCUGCCACUAUUGUAUACACUGGUAGAAGAAACCCGUGCCUGGGCUACAGCCGAGGGAUUGAUUCCCAACGAUAUCCUGGCAAUCUACGGCUAUGGCCACGUGGGAGACGGUAAUCUUCAUUUGACAAUCCCAGCGAUGCGUGAUGACCAAAAGCUGACUGAGAGGAUUGAUCGCUUUGUAUAUGAAUGGACAGCAAGAUACCAAGGAAGCAUGAGUGGCGAACAUGGUGUUGGUUUGAUGAAGGCACCUUAUCUCGCAUUCUCCAAAUCAGCGACCAUGAUCGACUCUAUGCGUAAAAUCAAGGAUUUGUUUGAUCCCAAUCAGAUCAUGAACCCCUAUAAACUAUUUCCAAGCAAAGAGCAAGAGGAAGAAGGGGAAGUCAUCCGUAGAAAGUUCAUGGUUGGUUGCUAA
Mucor velutinosus is the source of this 1566-nucleotide messenger RNA. Its product is annotated as Nicotinamide/nicotinic acid mononucleotide adenylyltransferase 1. Gene Ontology annotation, cellular component: mitochondrion. Lineage: Eukaryota; Fungi; Mucoromycota; Mucoromycetes; Mucorales; Mucoraceae. Bases 1 to 1566 code for a protein of 521 amino acids. The transcript has 2 exons. The record is from RefSeq and is a predicted model, not a curated record. Gene Ontology annotation, molecular function: FAD binding; catalytic activity.